AUGGUGUUUGGCACCAUGGCAGACCUGCGGGCGUCACUCACACAACGCAAGACCGUGGACCCAGACCACCCCCUGCUGGUGGCGGCCAGGGAUCGCCUUGAGGACGAGCCGGCAGACCGGCGGGCGCAGUUCGACGUGAUCGCGGCCAGGAUCUCGGCAAAGUUCCUCGGGAACCUCUAUGACGACGUCCUGCCGGCAGAAUCUGAGGAGGGGCUCUGGGGCCUGAGCGGCGACCCAAACAGCCCUGGCUUCAGAAAAGUCUACUGCGCCUGGCAGCACGCUGCCAAGUCAAGCGACCUGACGGCAACCCAGCUGUUUGAGGCUCUCACAGACACGGCUUCGGGCUCGGCGGCGCUAACGGCGCUGCUGACAAAGGGCGUGAAAAUGAUCUGCACAGAGGACGAUGACCCCUCCCUGAUUGAGGCGGCGGUGCAGCGCCACCUGGCCAAUGUCCAGGGGCUCUUCAUCCAGUCGGACGUCGACAUGCUCCCCCUGGGGCCGCGCGCCGAGGAUUGA
Messenger RNA from Monoraphidium neglectum, 516 nucleotides. RefSeq lists its product as hypothetical. Lineage: Eukaryota; Viridiplantae; Chlorophyta; Chlorophyceae; Sphaeropleales; Selenastraceae. The transcript is spliced from 5 exons. The coding region runs from base 1 to 516 and encodes 171 amino acids. The record is from RefSeq and is a predicted model, not a curated record.